This is a messenger RNA of Oncorhynchus tshawytscha (Chinook salmon), 2958 nucleotides long. Its product is annotated as tubulin monoglycylase TTLL3-like. Bases 308 to 2842 code for a protein of 844 amino acids. Gene Ontology annotation, cellular component: cilium. Lineage: Eukaryota; Metazoa; Chordata; Actinopteri; Salmoniformes; Salmonidae. The transcript has 15 exons. Gene Ontology annotation, biological process: cilium assembly; protein polyglycylation; cilium movement. Gene Ontology annotation, molecular function: protein-glycine ligase activity, initiating. The record is from RefSeq and is a predicted model, not a curated record.
CCGCAUAAGCAGAGAACUUGCGAGGAAUUGCGAAAUGUAUUCCUGGGAAAAUGUUACGCGCAGUCGUGCAAUCACUUUGAUCAUUGUGGCGUCACAGUCAGUGCAGUCGAUGCAGGUGUAUUUAGAAGCGUGGGUGUCUUGUAAACGAACAGCAAAAUCACGAAUACGGAAGUGUUGGUAUGAGAAAGAGUUACUAUGGUGAACUGAUCAAGCCAAACAGCAACAACUUAAAAGAAGAGCACAGCUAGAGACAUGAUAUAGGGAGUAGAGAUCAGGGGUCCCUUGGCCAGUGAAGGCCAGUGUCUCUAUGGAGGCCCCCAAGCCCCCAAAGUGUGUCCAGCCGGGGCAGAGUGAGGAGGGAGAUCGGGGAGCUGAUGGAAGCCCAACACCGUGCAUUGACAGUGAACCUCUAGGAGAGAGAGACCCCACUAAAGACCAGCAGAGCAAAGCCCUGUGCCAACAACACACUCAAAUGUUCCUGAACCUCACCACAGAGAAGGGCCUACAGCAAAUACCAUCACCACCAGGUGAGGGAAGAGUGAGGUGCAGCUUGCUCAACCUGCCCAUCAUCAACCCAGAGAGACUGCGGACAGCAAAAGUACUGGUCGACAAAGCUGUAAAGAUGCGUAUGGUGUUCUCCAUACAGGGUCCAUACCCUGUGGUUCGGGCUGCCCUGAAGGCGAGGGGUUGGGUAGAGCGCCGCCUGCCUCGGCCAAACCAGCACUGGAGCCGAUGCCGUGGAGAUGAUGGGAAUGAUGCUGAUGACAGUGAUGAUGACAAUGACAGCCCAGACGACCGAGAGGAAGACCCAGAUGACAUGUAUGACCUAAUGUCUCGCAUGGUGAGGAACGAAACGUCAUAUUUCUAUUGGACGACGCGUAGAGAGACAGUGGACAACCGCUCAUUGCGAAAGGAACAGAUGACCAAUCACUAUGCCAAAGCAGGCACCUUCACCACCAAGGUUGGGUUGUGUGUGAACCUGAGGAACCUGCGUUGGUUUGAUGCUGCAGACCUUGACUCCUUCUUCCCACGCUGCUAUAGGCUGGGGGCAGAGGAUGAGAAACAUGCCUUUAUCGAGGACUACAGGAGGACAGCAUGCACCAGCCUUAUACAGUGUGUUGUGGAGAGGAUUCGGGGUGAGCGAGGUGAGGGAGAGGGAGGUGGCACAGCUGGAUCAACUCAGCAAUCAUGUCAAAGUCAGAAAAAAGCAUGCAAGCGUCGAGCCAUGUCAUUGGUGGCCUCCAGAAUGAUUGACAGUGCACUAAAAGUUUGCCAGGACUUCCUGGACAGCUUGGAACACAAUGACAUAGACAUUGCCUUGGAAACACCACCAUCCCUAACAGAACAAGAGUGGCUGGAGUUCAUCCACAAUUACUACCUGGUUGUCCAUGAUGGUGUAGAGAUAGAGGAGACUUUUCACUAUUUGAACAGCUGUCAGGCUAUGUUGCGGAAGCUUCGUGAUGUCAAUCCACAGCUAGACACAGACGGCAUCCACAACAUCUGGAUAGUCAAACCUGGGGCCAAGUCCCGGGGCAGAGGCAUCAUGUGUGCCAAGCGGCUGGAUGACAUCCUGAGGCUGGUGGACAGUGACCCAGCCCUGAUCAAGGACAGUAAGUGGGUGGUGCAGAAGUACCUGGAGCGCCCCCUGCUGGUCCACGGUACCAAGUUCGACCUCCGCCAGUGGUUCCUGGUGACUGACUGGAACCCUCUCACUGUCUGGUUUUAUAAGAAGUGCUACCUACGCUUCUCCACCCAGCCAUACUCAGUUGAGACACUGGACAGUUCUAUCCACCUGUGUAACAACUCCAUACAGAAGCACUUUCAGCCCUCCCAGCAGCGUCACCCAGAGGUGCCUGAGGACAACAUGUGGUCAUGUGACCAGUUCCGGGCCUUCCUGUCUGGACAGGGCCGAGCAGCACAGUGGUGGUCUGUGGUGGUCCCAGGGAUGAAGAAGGCUGUGGUCCACGCCCUGCAGACUGCCCAAGACCUGGUGGAGUCACGCCGAGGGAGCUUUGAACUCUACGGAGCCGACUUCAUGCUAGGUCGUGACCUGAGGCCAUGGCUGAUAGAGAUCAAUGCCAGCCCCACCAUGGCCCCCUCUACAGCAGUGACAACACGCCUGUGUGCAGCCGUGCAGGAGGACACUCUACGUGUGGUCCUGGACCGUCGGUUGGACCGAGGGGCACACACUGGGGGCUUUCAGCUUAUAUACAAACAGGCAGCAGUGGAGGUGCCUCAGUAUGUAGGGGUCAACCUGCUUGUUGAGGGCUCCCAGAUCAGACGGCCCCGCCCUCCUCCUCAAAAAGCCUCCAAACCCUCUAAGGGUCGUACCAACCAACCAGCGCCCAGACGCCCUCCUCAAAGCCAGGAGUACGAGGCUGUGGCAGAGAAACCCAAGCUGGCCCCCUCUAAGAAGGGUCUGAAGUCUGAGGUACGACACCUUACCUUCUCUGGCUUCAGAGUCCAGACCCCACUUUCUACUGAGAGGCCCCUGGCCGGGGAGCCCUGGAGGCUGCAGCGUCUGGGCCUGGUUGACUCCCUCCAGCUGCCCCCCAGGGCCCAGUCCCGCUCUAUGGACUGCUGGCGGAGACCCCAGGUUAUUGUGCCCUGGUCAGGGCGAGCACGCCCCUUUGCUACCCCUGAUAUCUACAAAGGCCCUGUCCUUCCCUUGGAGGUCAUCAGCCUUCAAGACCCAGACAGGGAGCCCAGUGCCCUGCUUGUGCCCACUCCUCUGGUCCAACAUGCUGAGUUCAGGUUCCAGAAGUUUUUCAGGCAACAGAACCUCCAUCGUAGGGUGAUCAGGACCACAUGUGUAGGGAGAGGAACUCACAAGAGCUCGUGACAUGGAUCGGUUAUUGAAUCAUUCACUGACUGCUGCCUGAUUUUGAAAGCUGUCUUUUUGCACUCAGCCAUUGUAGGCCUACCUCAUCAUAAUAAAGUCAGUAUUGUAUCCACUUA